This is a messenger RNA of Schistocerca gregaria, 5206 nucleotides long. RefSeq names its product sodium-coupled monocarboxylate transporter 1-like. The transcript has 15 exons. NCBI's taxonomy places the organism in Eukaryota, Metazoa, Arthropoda, Insecta, Orthoptera, Acrididae. The record is from RefSeq and is a predicted model, not a curated record. Gene Ontology annotation, molecular function: symporter activity. Gene Ontology annotation, cellular component: membrane. Bases 564 to 2786 code for a protein of 740 amino acids. Gene Ontology annotation, biological process: transmembrane transport; sodium ion transport.
ACACAGUUCUGCGUGCCCCAUCGCCGACGACCAUCGCGAAACCGACGCACGCGUGACGUCUCUGUGAAGAAGCGGCCCAGAGGCUUUGCUCUCUUUCCUCAGCUGCCUGCACCUCCAGCGUGUGUCGCGCCCUCCCCCGCUGGUCGUUACCUCGGUCCGUUUUUCUUGCGCGUUUCCUUACGAAGGAGUAACAAAAGAAGCGGGUUAUCGCGCCCUAUUUUUUAAAUUUAUUGUCUUUACUCUCCUUCCAGCUAAAAACAUUAUUUCGGCUAGCCCUUUUUGAGGCAAGCACGUGAAUGAUCGUGUUUCAAGUUCCCUGACAUAAGUUUAGUUUUAGAAAGUUAUAGACACCAGUUUUUCGUCUCUCAAGAGGUUACCCGUCCAAGACCUACGUGAAUGCAUUAUAAAGAGUUUGCCAGCUGCAAAGAGACGACUGACAAGAUCCUGUGGAAGCCGGAGAGCGUGGCCCCGCAGCUGAGCGCGCCGUCGCCCGCGCUCUUCACCUCGUGGCGCAUCUCCUCAUCUGACCGACAGCGGCGGAGAGACUGCCAGGGCCGCUAGGCAUGCUGGGAGCCGAGCAGUCCACCAUGUCCAGCUCUGAGGCGGGAGCUUCCGCCAUGCACGUGCCGGCCGGCCACGAAGGCCUGGGAGACUGGCCGGGCCCCGGGGGCGGCAGCUGCGGGGGCGACGAGGGCGACGCGCUCUUCUCGUGGCAGGACUACAGCGUGCUGGCCACCGUGCUGCUCGUGUCCUGCGCCGUCGGCAUCUUCUACGGCGUGCGCGAGUGGAUGCGCAGCCGCCGCCAGCAGGCGGAGGCGGAUGCGGGGGCGAGCGCUGGCGAGAAGGGGGCGGCGGGGGCGGAGGCGGGCGCGGGCGACGCGGGGCAGGCGGCCGCCGACUUCCUGCUGGGCGGCUCCUCCAUGCCGCCGCUGCCCAUGGCCAUCUCGCUCGCCGCCAGCUUCGUGACAGCGGUGGAGCUGCUGGGCAACACCUCCGAGAUGUACCUGCACGGCACGCAGUUCUGGAUGUCGUGCCUCGCCUUCCUCAUCGUCGUGCCGCUCACCUCGCAGCUCUACCUGCCCGUCUACCGCGCAGUCGAGGUCACCUCCGCCUACGAGUACCUGGAGAUGCGGUUCGGGCGCGGCGUGCGCAGCCUUGCGGCCGCCAUGUACGUCGUCCAGAUGACGCUCUACACCUCCGUCGCCGUCUACGCACCCGCUCUGGCCCUCAGCGCAGUGACUGGACUCAACGUCUACCUGGCCGUUACCUGUGUCUACGCAGUAUGCAUCAUCUACUCAUCUCAGGGCGGGAUGCGCGCCGUCAUCAUCACGGACACGUUCCAGGCGGCCGUGCUGAUGGGCUCCAUCUUCGUGGUGCUGGCGCUGGGCAACGACCGCGUGGGCGGACUCUCCGUCGUCUGGCAGCGCAGCUCCAUCACCGAGCGCCUCGAGUUCUUCAACCUGAACCCGGACCCGACGGUGCGGCACAGCUUCUGGUCCGUGGUGGUCGGCGGCAGCUUCUACUGGGCCACCAUGUUCUGCUCCAACCAGGCCUCCGUCCAGAAGUACAUGUCUGUGGCCACCAUCAAGCAGGCCAGGACGGCUUUGUGGGUGAGCUGUGCCGCCUUGGCCAUCAUCUUCACGGCCAACUUCUACACUGGUAUGGUCAUCUAUGCUGACUACCACGGAUGCGAUCCCAUCAAAACUGAGGCCAUCUCCGCCAGCGACCAGCUGUUGCCGUACUACGUGAUGCAGCACAUGGCACAUCUCAAGGGCGUGGCCGGCUUCUUCGUCGCAGGGAUAUUCAGUGCUUCUCUCGGCACGGUGGCGGCGGCGCUCAAUUCGCUGGCGGCGGUGACGGUGAGCGACUUCAUGCUGGGCGCCUUCCCCGCCAUCAGCAUCGCGCCAGAGAAGGCCGGCACCGCCGCCAAGUGGGCCUCGGCCAUCUUCGGAGCCAUCAGCUUCGCCCUCGUCUUCGUCGUCGAGCGCCUCGGCGGAGUUCUCCAGGUGGCGCUGAGCUUCAACGGCAUGGUGGGUGGAGUGACGCUCGGCAUGUUCUCGCUGGGGAUGUUCUUCCCGUGGGCCAACAACAAGGGCGCACUGCUCGGGGCGCUGACGGCGAGCGCUCUGGUCGCCUGGAUCGGCGUGGGGGCGCAGGUGUCGGGCGCCAACCAGGCGAGCGAUGCCACCAAGUUCACCUCGGCAGACCUCUGCCCCGCCUGCAACCUCACCGGCGACGCGGCGCUCAACUUCACCACCGCCUCCAGCAUCACCACCGCCGCCAGCACGAUGUCGCCCGCAGCGCCAGAAGAGCCAGUGUUCGUGCUGUACCGGCUGUCCUACCUGUGGUACUCGGCCAUCGGCUGUGUGACGACGGUGGUGGUGGGCCUGGUGGUGAGCCUAGUGACGGGUCCACGUGACCCCACCACGGUGGACCCGGCACUGCUGUCACCACCGGUGCGCGUCCUGCUCGACAACCUGCCCAAGAGCCUGCGCAACCGCCUCAGUCUCAGGGACAUGUCCAAGCGCAGAUUCUCCACUGUGCGACCGCCCUGCGUCUCAUCCAUAUACCGUGGUGGCAUCAUCAACGCUGGUAUCUCUCUGGAUGAUGAAAAGCCAGUGGCGCCACCCUCAGCGACUGUAACUUCUUCACAAGCACCACCACCAGCUUCAAUGGGAGGUGGCAGUCAGAAUGGAAUGCCACAGCAAAUGCAACCAGAUGGUUCGCCACAAAAAAAAGUAUCAUCUUCCAAUGACAACAAUGGGAUGUACUUUGCUAAACUGUAGCACUAAAUUAAAAUGAUGGUGGAUGGAAUCAUAUACCCCAAGUAUUAGAGGGCUAACUGUAAAUCCACUAUCUGUCAUGCCAACCAUGUAUAUAAUUGUGAGAAAUCUCUGCCACUGAGAAGAGAAUACUCUCUCUCUUGACAUAUAAAAGACACACGACCACUGAGAGGGAGAGGACACACUGAACAGGGCACUGGCUUUAUUGUGAGCACACCUGUAAACUGAUAAUUAAUGAAACUCAUUAAUUUCUACUAGGUAGCAAUUCCAUUGUACCAUGAGCAUUUGGCUCUCCCUCUACAGUUCUUGAUCGUUCUCAUCAGUGCCAGUGGUAAUGGUUCAUAGGACAAUUUUUGUACUUUCUGAUCCAAAUUAGAAUGUUUGACAGCAAUUUAUUUGUAUUCAUUCAUGAAAACGUACUGUCUUUGUUUUCUUGUAAUUACUGCUUUACUUAAAACUAUAAUUAGAACACUCAUUCAUAGUAGGUUUUAUUCUGCAAGUUCUGUUUCACUGGGAAAGAAUUAUUUUUGUUGUAAUUCUUUUCUCAUCAAGAGGUAAACCAAUUGUCUAUUUCAGAUUCAACUCUGUGCCUCUUAGAUCUAUUUCUUAUUUUGAGUACCAGCAAUUCACUUUCCUCAUGAAUGGUAACGGAGGAUUGUUUUAGGUUACCUUCCAUUGGGCAUCUAUCAUUUUGUUUACAAUCCAUCACUUAAGUUCAUAAUCACUUUUGUUUACAAUGUUAGAUGUCAAACUCUGUAGUUGAGCUGUUCCAUUUCACUAAAUUUCUCAUACUAAUGCUUCUCUUGACCACUAGAAUCUCUGCUUGUGCCCUUCUUUAUUAGUACCCAUUGUUCACUGCCAUAUGGAUAGCACAAUGAAAUGAUAGUUUCAUAUCAAUCAUUAUUUUUGCUACUUCCCUUUACUUUAUUUUAAUUUCUAAGAUUAUUUUAAGGUUCUUAUAGAUAUAACUGAAAUUUCUUAGCUUACAGUCGAUAUAGAUGGAUGAUUUCUAACAACCAAGAAACUUGGUCAGUGGUACUGGUUCCUAGCAUUUUGUAGUAAUAGAGUUAGCUAAGUUCAUCAGUGGAUAACACUGCUAGCUUCACUGUUGUUACUCAUAUGAACUGCUAUGUAAAAGAGGGUGGACACAUGUCAAUGAUGUCAUGAUAGCUGCAAAUAGAAUGUCAAAGAGAUUCAUUAUAAAAUUGAAAGUUAUCAUUUCAUAUCUUUACAAAGAAAUAAAUACAAAUAUCUCAUGAGUAUACAAAUGGAAGAAACUGAACUUACAAUAAGUUCCGAAAUCAGACAUAUUAAACAAUUUGAGAGGGUAAAAUUAAUUCAUUGUCUAUGUCAGUACGUAGGCACUUUACAUUUAUACAACAGUUCUACUUAUUUCCUUGGUCUCACUCAUAUAGCUGCUCAAUUUCAAAUUGUGAGCAUUCUUUGUAAAUUGAGAAAAACAGUUCCAAAAGAAAUGAAACAUAAACUCAUCAAAAUACUUUCUGUUCUCUUCCUAUGAAAGAUUUUAUUAGUUUGUUAAAAAUAUUAUUGCAGAAUAGACCAAAGAACUAUCUCUACAAAUACACUUGUCACUCAUCAAUGUUACCAUAUGUGUAUCUUAGUGAAGUACUGCCUUUUUUUAAAUACAAAAUGAAAGUAACUAUCAGCUGUACAGUUUGAAAAUUUUCUGAAAUUUUUUAUCGCACCUGAGCUUUCCAUUUUUUUUUCCCGUCCUUGUUAAACAAUGUUCAUUCAUCAUUAACAAUUCCUCAAACAUACACAUAUAUUACCAAAGAGUGUUAGCCAUGUUAUAAAAACAAAGUAACACAACGUAAUAAAUUGUUUGGGAUAUUAAGUUAUAAAAAGAUCAUGUUUAUCUUUGUGUCUCUUCCAAGACAAACAGUGAGAAAUUUUAUAAAUACUAUAAUAUUUUCUUUCUUUGUUUAUGAAAGAAGAAGUUAAUAUGACACUGACUAGUUACAGAAACAUAUAUACUGUACUUUACGUAUUGAUGUGGAGAUCUAUAUGUGUUUGAUAUGUGAAGCUGUCUCUGUAAACAAAGGGAACAAAAUGGAAGGUAUUAAGUUACAUGUAAUUAUAUCUAGAAGAUUUAGAAGUGAUUUUGUGCAUUUAGUAGAAUGCUUGCAUUUCAACAUAUGUAGCAUGUAGCUGUUACAUUAGAACAUUCACUGUGUCUAGAAAGACUAUAUCAACUGCAUAGCUUAGAUAGCCAAGAGUACAAAGCAAAUAGAAAUAAUAUUAUAGAAAUGUAAACAGUAAUAGACAGUGAACUUAAAGUUUACACACUCUUUUAUUGUCUUGCCAUUUAGUAUCAAUAUAUGUAUGCAUGAAACUAUAUAAGACAAUGUACAAUCAUAAAGAUAUGUAUCAAAAAUUAAUUAAUAAAAUUAAUUUAGAGAGCA